AUGUUGCGCACCGUUUUUCGUCUUCAAGCUCUGACUCGCACUCUCAAUCCUCGCCUGACAACUCUGUCGCGACCUCAAUUCAUCACACCCAUUAUGUCUGCCAACAUGACCUCCGUUACUGCCAAGGAUGCCUGCCCUCCUGCCGGCCCUUACUCCCAGGCCAUCCGUGCCAAUGGCCAGAUUUUCGUCUCCGGCCAGAUCCCCGCCGAUGCCACCGGUACCCUGGUCCAGGGCAACAUCGGCGAGCUUACCCAGGCUUGCUGCAACAACAUUCAGGCCAUCCUGACCGCGGCCGGCUCCAGCGUCUCCAAGAUCGUCAAGGUUAACGUUUUCCUCACCGACAUGGCCAACUUCGCCGAAAUGAACGCCACCUACGAGAAGUUCUUCGUGCACAAGCCCGCCCGCAGCUGCGUUGCCGUGCACCAGCUGCCCAAGGGUGUGCCCGUCGAGAUCGAGUGCAUUGCUCUGGAGUAA
Molecule: messenger RNA, 474 nt
Organism: Penicillium macrosclerotiorum
Lineage: Eukaryota; Fungi; Ascomycota; Eurotiomycetes; Eurotiales; Aspergillaceae
Product: Protein mmf1
Exons: 4
Coding region: 1-474 (157 amino acids)
Cellular component (GO): cytosol; mitochondrion
Molecular function (GO): deaminase activity
Source: RefSeq, a predicted model, not a curated record